Messenger RNA from Olea europaea var. sylvestris, 958 nucleotides. RefSeq lists its product as uncharacterized. The record is from RefSeq and is a predicted model, not a curated record. The transcript is spliced from 2 exons. Lineage: Eukaryota; Viridiplantae; Streptophyta; Magnoliopsida; Lamiales; Oleaceae. Bases 53 to 946 code for a protein of 297 amino acids.
UUUGGAAAUUAUUUCAUCUUGUACUGAUGGAGAUUUAGCAGGCAAAGAAAAUAUGAAUCUUAACCAAAGGAAACAAGGAGGGAAUGGUGCCACAGAUUAUGAAAGUUUAGACAAGGUUCUAGUAAAACAUGUCACGAGACUGGAAAAGGAGAAGAUGGGAAUAUGUGAAGGGGAACAAACGGGGAUGAAAUGGAAGAGAAGAAACACCAAAAGAGAGAUGGAGAGUAGCGAAGGCAGUUUGGACCAAAUUUUAGUCAAGCACAAGUCAAGACUUGAGAGGGAAAAGAUGGCUGCUACUGAGCAAUACAGUGUUGAUGAUCAAAUCAGUCAUUCAGUUUCUCGUCGACAGGCUCGGGAGAGAGAGUCGCAAGAAGCAUGGGGAGGCUUGAGCUUAGGGAACUGUAUGCUCCCUCAUGUCUCCAUACUCGAAAGAGAUAAGGAUGGUGUCGACCAUGUCGAUGAUAAGUAUGGUGUCGACCAUGUCGAUGAUCAAAUCAUACAUUCAGUUUCUCGUCGACAGGCUCGGGAGAGAGAAUUGCAGGAAGCAUGGGGAGGCUUGAGCUUGGGGAAUUCUAUGCGCCCUCAUGUCUCCAGACUCGAAAGAGAUAAGGAUGGUGUCGACAAUGUUGAUGAUCAAAUCACACAUUCAGUUUCUCGUCAACUGGCUCGAGAGAGAGAGUCGCAGGAAGCGUGGGGAGGCUUGAGCUUAGGGAACUCUAUGCGCCCUCAUGUCUCCAGACUCGAAAGAGAAAAGGAUGGUGUCGAUGAUCAAAUCAGAAAUUCAGUUUCUCGUCAACAGGCUCGUGAGAGAGAGUUGCAAAAAGCAUGGGGAGGCCUGAGCCUAGGAAACUCUAUGCGCCCUCACAUCUCCAGGCUUGAAAGAGACAAGGCUGCCUGGCUUAAAGCUGAAGAAGAGGAGAGGACAAGUGGAAUGGUUGAAGUGUGAGGUUCAGAACUA